This is a messenger RNA of Micropterus salmoides (largemouth bass), 1591 nucleotides long. Its product is annotated as GRB2-related adapter protein 2-like. The record is from RefSeq and is a predicted model, not a curated record. Gene Ontology annotation, molecular function: protein binding. Lineage: Eukaryota; Metazoa; Chordata; Actinopteri; Centrarchiformes; Centrarchidae.
GCAGCUGCAUUCUGACUGUGCUUCCUGUGAGAUACAGCAAGUUUGUCACUUCUCUUCGUAAUCUGUAAGAUCUCAGCACUGCAGGGACAACAACAUACACGCUGCUUUACCAUGGAGGCUACAGCCAAGUAUGACUUUGAAGCUACAGCUCAGGAUGAACUCAGCUUCAGAAAGGCAGCGCGAUUGAAGAUUCUGCAGACCACUGGAAACUGGUACAGAGCAGAACUUAAUGGAGUUGAGGGGUUUGUACCCAAAAAUUUCAUCAACAUUCAUCUGCCCAGCUGGUACCAGGAGGACUGUAGUCGCACAGACGCCCAGCAGAAGCUGAUGUCACAGCCUACAGGGGCCUUCCUUAUACGCAGUAGCCGACAUUCAGCCCUGAGUGACUUCUCCAUCUCUGUCAGACAUGCAGCAGAUGUGCUGCACUUCAAGGUGACGGACAGCAGUGGGCAGUAUUACCUCUGGUCAGAAAAGUUCCCUUUCAACCAACUGGUGGAACAUUACAAACACAACUCUAUCUCUAAACAGAGUGAAAUAUUCCUACAAGAGGCACAACAACAGCAUAAAGGGGGCUCAGACAAAUCGCCAUUUCCCCCCACUCCUCUCCCCACUGCUCCACUCUCCAUCGGCCCACCUAAACCCCACGACAACAGGUACUCAACAGCACUGUGUCUGUAUCACACAGCCUCCUCCACGCUCAAGGUCAUAGCUUUGUACAGUUUUCAUGCUGAAGAGAGAGACGAGCUGGAGUUCAACGCCGGCGAUAUCAUCACGGUCCUGGAGCGCUCCGACCAGACCUGGUGGAAAGGCCAGCUAAGGGGCAAAACAGGCCUGUUCCCCUCCAACUUCACCAAACCUAUCUGAGAGGAACUCACAGAGACAAACACUUUGUAUCCAAACAUACGUUUAAUGUCAAUUCUUGCCACUUUAGCUUUACUUACAGUAAGUCCCAACCCUAAACUGGCAGCAAAGGACUCAGCAAAGUGUUAUGUGACAGAAAGUGUCAGCUGUCGAGAAUAAAAAAGAGGACUAACUUGUUGGUUUAGGUGCACACACACACACACAUUCUGCACAUGGAAUUUCUGUUCUCGUCAUGGCAAACAUACUGUUGGCAUCCUGUAUAAGAGAUAUAUAAUAGGACAACUGUUUGGCUGCAAAAAGGACUUCUCAAAGAUUUAUUAAAGUUUACAUAUUGCUGUCAAUGUCAGGAUAUUUUAUUUAGACAGAUAGUAAUCCUUAACAAAAUAUUUGAAAAUGUGGUGUCUGCUUUUACAAAUAACUUAUAACAAAGCCCAUGGCAAUACUAUCUCAUGGUCAUGUACUGUAGGUACCCAUUUCAGUUAUGAUUUCAACAAUAGCAUUUAUUUUCAGAGAUUUAUAUUUUGAAUUUAAGAAGUGAUGAGCACUAUUAUAGAGUGUUGACAAUUCAUUUUUUAAAGGAUAAUGAUUCAUACAUUAUCCUGUCCUGCCCAGUGAUGGAAUGCAACUAAGUACAUUUACUCAAGUACUGUUCAUAAGUACAAUUUAGAUAUACCUGGUCCAGGUCCAUUUUAGGCUAGGAAAUAUUGUACUUCCCCCACUACAUAUUGCU